Molecule: messenger RNA, 1506 nt
Organism: Tetrapisispora phaffii CBS 4417
Lineage: Eukaryota; Fungi; Ascomycota; Saccharomycetes; Saccharomycetales; Saccharomycetaceae
Gene: VPS38
Product: Vps38p
Exons: 1
Coding region: 1-1506 (501 amino acids)
Cellular component (GO): phosphatidylinositol 3-kinase complex, class III, type II
Source: RefSeq, a predicted model, not a curated record
AUGACAAUGAUGAUUAAAGAUAAUGGUUUAGUAACAAGACGAUUGCGUCAUCUAAGAUCAAUUAAGAUCCAGAACAUUGAUAUAAUGCAACAUUCUAUUAAUAAUCAAUAUAGAAUGAGUUUACUGCAACAAAAAUAUGAAUAUUUCCUAACAAUUGAAAAUUUAAAGGACGAGAUCAUUUAUGUAAGUGAGGUUCAACAUACAUGGUUGAAUAGGCUCUAUUUUAACGAAAUUCCAAUUAAUGAAUAUCCAGAUUACGAAUUAACAUUAAAAUUAAUGCUCAAAUUUCCCAAUACACUCUUGGAUGAAAGUGAUAGUUCAUUUAAUGAACCAACAGAUAACCUCAACGCUAAUGCUGCAGAGACUUGGAUAGAAAUUGUGAAUUUAGAUGUAAAUUUAAAUCAUUUAAUUGAACUUGUAAACGAAAAAAAUGUGAUCGAAUCACCAAAUCUUUUCUUAUUUCAAUUCACCAAUGGUACAUAUAUUUUUCCUCAUCAGGGACUGAAAAUGGAGCCAACUUCUAUUUUCAAUGAUAUGGAACACAAUAAAUCAAGGACAACAAAUAAAAGUAGGCUAUCUGCUAAUUUUAACUCACUAUUGAAGGUAAAUAAAAGUAAUGACUUUAUUUCACACAUAUAUGAUGAAAUAAACCUAAUUUCUGAAAAAUUGCAUGACAGAACAUAUAAUAAAAAAUCAGCUCUUAUUGGAAAUAAUAAUUUGAUACAGAAAUAUAUAAAUCAAUUAACUGUAAGCAUUGAUAGAAAACAGAGACAUUUAGAAGCCAUUGGCUUAUCUUUUGAAUCAUUAAUUAAAACUGAGCAUAAUGAGGAGGAUAAAAACUAUGAGUUAAAGUUUCAUGCAGACUCUGGCCAGUACUUUAAUGAAGUUGAGGAAAAUGAUAAUAGUUAUGGGAAUAAAAGUUAUCAGUUAAUAAAAAUUAACAAUAAAUUAGAUUUGAUUCGUGCAAAAAAAUGUGGACAAUUAGUCGAUAUUUUUAAAGAAUAUCAUUUAUUUGAUGUUGAGAAUGGUGGUUACAUUAUACUUAAUAAACCAUCGAAUGGUCCCGAUCAGAACAAUCAUGUUGCACCAUCUGACGAGUUCAAUCUAACUUCAUGGAAGUCGAGGAUCGAGUUAGAUGAUGGAAAAGAAAAGACUCACGGUAUCAUUAAUCAAUUACAGUUUAAAAAGGUUCAAGUAAAUGAUAUAAUGACUUUAAUCGAGGGGAUUAAUAGUAACAAAGCUGAUGAAAACGAAAUUAACACUGUUAAUACACUAUUAGGUCAAUAUAUGUUAUUUACCUUAAUGAUUUCUAAGGUAAUAUAUCAUAUACCAUUACCAAAUGAUAUGGAAUAUUGUGGUAGUACAUGUUUCAUUAACAAAACACUUCCAUUUUUCAUACCAGAGAAAAAAAAAUUGACAAAAACAAGCAUCGCAUCACUCAUAAAGGCAAUUGACCUAUUCAAUAUCAACAUCAAACAACUUCAACUUCAUUUACAAAGAUACUAA